GAGGAAAAGCGAAGGGAAAGAAUGUGCAGUCGGUACUACGGCGCGGGCCACAGCAGACUGGCUUAUGCUGGAAAAGGGUGAAACCUGAGAGGCAGGGCCGGGUCGGGUGUCAGGGCUGGAAGGUGUCCGGGUGGAGGGGAGGAUGGCGAACGCAGCCAGGGUGGAUGUAGACGGAGAAGAGCGGGGGGCAUUUCCGAGAAGCGUGGGACCUGGCUGCGGUGUUGGGUGUCCCGCUCUGAUUUCUCCCCGGUCUAGAUCAGGUUUCUCCUCCAAUCCAGUUCUUCCAAAAGCCACAGAGAAGAGACGUUCGCGGAAAGCACCAUGAACGAGCUCCUGGGAUGGUAUGGCUACGACAAAGUGGACCUCAGAGACUCCGAGGCCAACGAGAUCCGGAACUACAGGGAGAGGCGCCAGCAUGUGUCUGUGUUAAAAGAAAACUCCUUGCCAAAACCGAAGACCGCGCAGGGCAAAGUCAGUCACUCGGUCAUUGCAGUGAAGAGCGGCGAGAGGGAUUCGUCCGGCGUCCCUUCGUCUUCGCCUUCCUCUUCGUCGACGAGCACAUCCACGCCCAAGGAGCACAAGAGUGCGCCUGUCAUCGUCCCGCUCAUAAAGCCCUCAGCAGUGGACGACGUGCAGAAUGUGCAGAUAGUGUGCGUUUGGUGCCAGAAGGAAGGCGUCAAGCGCUACUCUCUAUGCAUGGGUUCCGAGCUCAAGAGCUUCUGCAGCGAGAAGUGUUUCGCCGCCUGCAGACGGGCCUACUUCAAGCGCAAUAAGGCCAGAGAUGAAGACCUCCACGGCGAGAGAUCCCCCAAGCACCCGCGUACAGAGGACUCGCCCAGGCUGGUGAUGAAGAUGAACAGCAAUGUCCGGUCUCUCUCUCCUGUAAUGCAGGUGUGCGAUUGGUGCAAGCAUGUCCGACAUACCAAAGAAUACCUGGAUUUCGGAUCCGGCGAAGAGCGACUCCAGUUCUGCAGCACAAAAUGUCUCAAUCAGUACAAGAUGGAUGUUUUUUACAGAGAAGCCCGCGCCGCUCUUACCUGUUCCAGCCCGGCUAGAGCUAGCUCGGAGGGGCGGUCGGACGCCAGUAUUGCCGGACAAAAGCUUCUAACUCCGGAGUCUUGGAAUAACAGCAGUAUCACCGGGGAUGCACAUCAUAGAAACAUUUCCAAUAAGGACUUACCAGAAUCAUCCUCCAUCUCCCCAUCAGAGUCAUUAUCGUCUUCAUCUAAGCCUCCAGUCUCUGGCCAAAGGACUGUGGACAGGCCCAUCCAACCACUUCCUCAAGCUGUAGCAGUGUCGCCUCACCCUACUUUCAUCCCAUCUCCACAUCCACACCACCCUUUGGAUCAUCAGCCGAUUCCUCAAAUGCCAAUGCCCUUUAUCAGACCUCCUCUUCAUGCCCAGGGUCUCAGAAGCCCCUUUGCCCACCAUUCAAGACAACCAGGCCCCUCUUCAAGCCCAAUUCACAGACCUCCACAUUCUCCUCACCUUCAGCCUCCCACCUCCACCUCCAUGAACCCACCAGGACUGAUGCAUCCCUUCCCUCGACCCUAUUUCCCGGGCUUCCACUCCCCUCCGGUGAACAUGUUGCCCAGAGGCCCUGUCCCAAUGCCUCCCUUUAUGAACUUUGGCAUCCCCUCAUUUAGUCCACUCCUUCCACAACCCACUGUCCUGGUUCCUUACCCCAUUAUUGUUCCUCUACCGAUCCCAAUACCCAUUCCAAUCCCUGUUCCUAUGCCUCCCAAAACUAAUCAUGAAACCCCAAAUCACAGCGGCGUUAUACAGCCUGUCCCAGAUGGAACAGAGAGGUGUCGAUCCAUACCUUUCAGGGUUCCAUCUCCUGGAGUAUCCGAAGGGAACGCCCACUCGUUACACCACAAAGUGGGUGGAAACUUGUCACACGGUGACUCCAAUUUUAUGGACCUGAGUUGGGUUAAAUCAGAAAGGCCAUUCCCAUCCCCAACAUCCACAUGUCACAGUGGGACAUCGUCCCCCAGAGCGCAGUACAACGCCUCCCCCUGCUCAACGCGCAGCUCGGAAGGACUGAUAGACUACAAACAACAACAGCAACAGUCAGAACGACAAGUUAUACAAAGGGUACUACAAAGAACCCAAGUGAAGCUGGAACCUCAUUCCAGGGGAUUACAGGACUUCUCGGGGUUAGAGGAGUCACAUACUGUUCAGAGUAUCAAGUCAGGGUUCCAUGACAUCAUUCGACCCCCUCAAUCUCCUUCACAUGACACCGUAAUCCAAAAUAAGGACUCUCAUGUGUCACCUCCACCAAGCCCUACAGUUAACAUCCACCCAUAUGAUGGCAUGUCUUCUGUCCUAAAAUCUCAGAGCCAAGGUCCAAAUGGGAUGUCCUCUGUACAAUCCACCGCAAGUUUAGACACACUCUUACCCCAAAGAGUACCAGCACCCCCAACAGAUCCUGCACUGACUGAGCAGGAAUCUAUAAAAGAAAAUAAGUGCUCUGUUGUCAACCCUGCACGAGUUGAGGGUCCAAUCAGUCAGUUAGAAGAAUGUUCAGUUACGAAUGCUGGAGAAGACCCCCAUUUCCCAGAUGAGGACCAUGCCUACGCCCUACCCACCGCACCAAAGACAGGCGGGAGUCCAACUCCGCUGCUCUUGCCUAAACUCAGGGACAAGGGUGGCUUGCGAGGCUCCGCUAAUACACCCAGUUCUGGUGACAUGGAGCCAGCCCUAAAGAGGAGAUGCCUACGAAUCCGUGAUCAAAACAAAUAACAGACUGAGCAGCCCUGUUCGACACAGCAUGGCAGUGCCAGAUUCAGUACCACGCCCUCUUGUGGACGACGCCACUGCUAACACCUUCCCCGCCCUGCUCCCAACAGCCCACCAGUGUGCGGGUCAGCAGGGUGCCAAAGCCGGAAGCCUCCGGCACGGCUCCACCAUCCCAGUCUCCUUUGGACCAAAACAAGUGGCGUGUCCAAGGACUGUUUGGUACAGGACCGUCCCUUGAAGUGUGCCCCAGAUGCCCUCAUCGUGGUCUUCCUCCUCCUCCUCCUCCUCCUCCUCGCUCCGCACUGAUCAGCCCUGUGUGGUCUUCUCAGAUGGAGCCCGAACAUGAUCUCUUUCCAGGGGAAACGGCUUGUUUUCUCUGCCCAGCUUGCACAAAGAGCCACAUUGUUCCUCUCCCCCGUAUACCACACGGACUCCCCACUUGAGGUUUUGGGUUACCUGGCCGACGGGGCUCAGACUUCAGGAGGAGGAGGAUUUUUUUUUUUUUUUUGACCGACAGUUCGGAAUAUAGGAUUGGCUUCUACUCUCCAUCACCCACGCCCAAUCUAAAUACGCCCGGGUUCUGAGGUUUGAGUUCCUCACUAUCCACUAUGCUUGUUCAGGGAUGGAUGAGAUGUAAACAAAAAAAGGGCUUUUUGGUUAAGACUGAUGACUGAGCAGUUUAUGACUAGAUGUUAAAUAAUGUAUAAUAACAGAGAUUAUAAGACGGACUGACCUACUGAUCACUUUAGUGGUCCUGAUGAUGCAUUUAUUCAACAUGUGGAUAGGAAAUCAUAUUUCUAGAAGGGAGCGGAAUUUGAAUACAUUUCCUUGAUCAGCUAUGGAAAAAACUAUUACCGACAUUGACCUAAAUAUUAGACCAGGCCUGGGCAAUUAUUUUGACUAAGGCAGUGGUUUCCUACCACUGUGUCGUGAGAUACAGUCUGGAGUAACCGUGUCAUACUCUUCCAUAUCAGUAGGUGGCAGCAGGUAGCUAAUUGCUCUUGUAGAUUUCGGGAACACGGUUUGUUGUGAUCACGAUAUGCGGGAGGCAGCGUGCAGGUAAAAAGGUAUCUAACACUUAAACCAAUGGCGGGUGCCGCUAAGAAAAGGCAUUGAAGCUUAGGGAAGGCUAUGCAAAACAAAACUAAAACUGAACUGGCUGCAAAGUGAACAAAAAACAGAAUGCUGGACGACAGCAAAGACUUACAGCGUGUGGAGCAGACGGCGUCCACAAAGUACAUCCGUACACGGCAUCACAAUCAACAAUGUCCCCAUAAAGAAGGCUAGUAAACGCAUCUUAAAAUAGUCUUAAUUUACGAAAACAAAGCCAGUGUGGGGAACAGCGCUCAAGGAAGACAUGAAACUGCUACAGGAAAAUACCAACAGAAGAGGAAAAGCCACCCAAAAUAGGAGCGUAAGACACUUACACAAAGGAAAACACUAAAAAAAGCUAAAUAAUUCAGGGCGUGAUGAGACAAGAGCUAUGCGAUAACUACUUUUUAUCGUCAAUAUUGGCUUACUGAGUUCCAUUUUUUUGAUGUUUUCUGCUGGUGGUGUGCCUCAGAAUUUCAAUUUUCAAUGGAAAAAAAUGAGGUUGAAAAACACUGGACUAGGGGGCCAAAUUUAGAGAGGAAAAAAAUGUGUUUGGGGUUUGCUGGUGUAUCUGUUUUUAGGAACAAUAAUACAAAACCUCACAAAAAUGUUUGAUUGGAUGCUACUCAAUGAGACACCCAGAAUGUGCAUUAAAAAAAAAUAAAGAAUGUGGGAUUUACAAUAUUAGCUAUGAAGGAUAAAACACUGAAUAUUGACAACAUGUGAACAUCACUCCCCCUCCCCAUUUACAUAUUUUACAAUCAAGCGAAACACAACAAAAAUGCACCAAACAGCGAAAAAUAAAGCUUUAGAACUUUCCGCAUCUGUCCCUGACACCCGCAUUUCAGGCCGACGCUCUGUGGAAACGCUCCCCGCCCACACUGCUUGGUGCCUCGUCUGAGCUGCUGUGACUGAGAUGACCAUAGUAACUAAUUAGAUGACCAUAGUAACUAAUUAGAUGACCAUAGUAACUAAUUAGAUGACCAUAGUAACUAAUUAGAUGACCAUAGUAACUACCAUAUCAUGCAAAAGGGCAGAUUCCGACCAUUGAAAUACUGAGUACAGUUCAAGACUUCCGGUCAUUAGAAACAUUUUUCAUCUCAAAGAAAUACAAAAAAAAAAAUUUGGGAAUGUCCGGCGGGCCAGAUGGAAAAACUUUAUUUGCCCAGGUCUGUAUUAGACGGUAUGUUUCCAGAGAAAACUAUUCUGCAAAAGACAGAGGUCUUAUAUUAUGUCUGGAGAUGUACAUAGGCCAACCAACCACCAGAGGUCGCCAAACCCCGCAGCAAGCAUGCCUUGAUGUCAUUGUCUCCCACCAGUGACCAUGACGGAUGCAAAAAGAGAAAAAAAAAAACACUGGAUAAAAAGUGUCUCAAUGUUAACGAAGUUUAGCAAACAACACCAUCCAUCCAUCCAUUUUCUACCGCCUGUCCCUUUUGGGGUCGCGGUAGCUCCAUUCGGGCGGAGACAUUUAUUUAAUUGGACUUGUUUACUCAAAACGGAUAUGGAAAAGUGUCAUUUUUAUAGAGGAUGUUUUUAUGUUCAAGUGAGUACGGUAAUUGUUUUUUUGUUUUUUUUUAGUGUUCUGAACUCCUGUUUCCAUGCCAGUGUUGUAACAUUAGGAAAUAAGGGGGAGUUGUGCCAUAGCGGAUGUUGCACAACCCAUCAGGCACAAGACAUUAAAACAACAUUAACAACUUUUCAAGUUAGGUCCUCGAACCUAACGUUGAAACAUGGUUUUGGACAACGUUUAAUCAAUGUUGGGUUCUGACGUUGAUUUGACCAUUGAAUGUUACGUCAUUUCCACAGCAAUAUUCUACAACGCAAAUACACAACGUUGAAUGACGUUUAAUCAAUGUUGGGUUUUGAUCGACGUAAAAUUGACCGUUACACAAUGUUGAAACAACAAGCUUUUUGACAACGUUUAAUCAAUGUCGGGUUCUGACGUUGAUUUGACCGUUGAAUUUUGGUCAUUUCCCAACCAAUAUUCUACAACACAAAUACAACGUUGAAAGAACAUGCUUUUUGACAACGUUUAAUCAAUGUUGGUUUAAUUUGACCUUUUAAUUUUGGUCAUUUCCCAACCAAUAUUUAACAACACAAAUACAACGUUGAAACAACAUACUUUUUGACAACGUUUAAUCAAUCUCGGGUUCUGACGUUGUUUGACCGUUGAAUUUUGGUCAUUUCCCAGCCAAUAUUCUACAACACAAAUACAACGUUGAAAGAACAUGCUUUUUGACAAUGUUUAAUCAAUGUUGGUUUAAUUUGACCGUUGAAUUUUGGUCAUUUCCCAACCAAUAUUCUACGACACAAGUACAACGUUAAAAGAACAUGCUUUUUGACAACGUUUAAUCAAUGUUGGGUUGAUUUGACCGUUGAAUUGUGGUCAUUUUCCAACCAAUAUUCUACAACACAAAUACAACGUUGAAACAACAUACUUUUUGACAACGUUUAAUCAAUGUUGGGUUCUGACGUUGAUUUGACCGUUGAAUUUUGGUCAUUU
This is a messenger RNA of Nerophis ophidion (straightnose pipefish), 6340 nucleotides long. RefSeq names its product sine oculis-binding protein homolog B-like. Bases 322 to 2745 code for a protein of 807 amino acids. The record is from RefSeq and is a predicted model, not a curated record. Gene Ontology annotation, cellular component: nucleus. NCBI's taxonomy places the organism in Eukaryota, Metazoa, Chordata, Actinopteri, Syngnathiformes, Syngnathidae. Gene Ontology annotation, biological process: animal organ development. The transcript is spliced from 7 exons.